This is a messenger RNA of Zea mays, 2648 nucleotides long. RefSeq names its product E3 ubiquitin-protein ligase WAV3. Bases 196 to 2367 code for a protein of 723 amino acids. The transcript has 2 exons. The record is from RefSeq and is a predicted model, not a curated record. NCBI's taxonomy places the organism in Eukaryota, Viridiplantae, Streptophyta, Magnoliopsida, Poales, Poaceae.
GUUUCCCUCUUCGGCUCCUCCCUUAUAUCUCUCGCCCUGCUUUCGCUCUCACACCACUUCGCCACAAAACCCAAACCCGUUCCACCCGCAAGGACUCUCUUCUGGGAAGAGUGGGACGGAUCGAGCUCGACCCCACAGAGGUCCGUCCAGACCCUCCUCUCCGGCAUAGAAAGGAGACGAACGCUCUUUGGGGUAAUGGCGCCGGCGUGGGAGCGUGCCAGGCGCGCGCUCACCGCCAGGUUCUGCAUGCGCUUUGCGGCGAGGCGCGUGGUCGUCGAGGACGCGCCACGUGGGAUGGUCGACAUAGAGGCGCCUUUUCCGGUGGCGGUGGCGGAGGCGGAGCAGCAGCAAGAGCAGCCGGAGGACGAGAGGGAGAUGUUGCUGGCCGCGGUGUCCUCCGAACCGGUGUCCGAGCAGCUGGCGUCGUCGAGGUCUGGGAGCCGGAGUUCAGCGAAGAUAUGUGCAAUUUGCCUCAGCGCCAUGAGGUCCGGCCGCGGCCAAGCACUGUUCACUGCUGAAUGCUCCCACAAGUUCCACUUCAACUGCAUCUCCUCAAACGUGCAGCACGGCAACAAAAUCUGCCCAAUCUGCCGUGCAGUAUGGAAGCAGCUGCCUUUUCAGGGGCCUCUGGCUGCAUCUGCUGCCCAUGGGUCAGCGAGAGUAAACCCAGCGAUUUGGCCCCAGAUGAGCAUGCUGUCGGUGAAUCCGCUGGACGAGCUCCCAGUCUUUGGCAAUCCGGAGCCAGCUGUUUUCAAUGACGAUGAGCAGAUACUUCUUCAGCCUGAAACAGCAGUUGGCGGCGAGGAGGGUGACGAGGUUCCCCCUUUGCUUGAGAUCACGACAUACAAUGAAUUCCCAGCCACCCAGGAGUCCGUGGCGCAGGAGGAAUUCGCCAUCUUGAUCCAUCUCAAGGCUCCGCAUGUGCCGUCGUGGGUAAGCACCCGAGCGCCGCUGGAUCUGGUGACUGUGCUCGACGUGAGCGGGAGCAUGUCGGGCCACAAGCUUGCGCUCCUGAAGCGCGCCAUGAGGUUCGUGAUCGAAAACCUUGACCCCAGCGACCGGCUCUCCGUCGUCGCCUUCUCCUCGUCGGCCUGGAGGCUGUUCCCGCUCCAGAGGAUGACCGCCUCCGGACAGCAGCAGUCGCUGCAGGCUGUCAACUCCCUCGCCGCCGAUGGCGGCACCAACAUCGCCGAGGGGCUGCGGAAGGCUGCCAGGGUGGUGGAGGACAGGCAGGCCAGGAACCCGGUGUGCAGCAUCAUGCUCCUCUCCGACGGCGUGGACUCCCACAACCUCCCGCCGCGGGACGGCUCGGCGCCGGACUACGGGCCGCUCGUCCCGCGCUCCAUCCUUCCCGGGAGCGAGCACCACGUGCCGAUCCAUGCCUUUGGCUUCGGCAUGGACCACGACUCCAGGGCGAUGCACGCCGUCGCCCAGAUGUCCAGCGGCACCUUCUCCUUCAUCGACAUGGCGGGGUCGAUCCAGGACGCCUUCGCGCAGUGCAUCGGCGGCCUCCUCAGCGUGGUGGCGCAGGAGACGCGGCUCGGCGUCGACUGCGCCGACGAUGGCGUGCUGCUCACGUCCAUCAAGUCGGGCGGCUACGCCAGCGGGGUGGACGGCGACGGGCGCGGCGGGUUCGUCGACGUCGGCCGACUCUACGCCGACGAGGGGAGGGACUUCCUCGUCACCGUGCGCGUCCCGCAGUCACGCGGGGACAUUGCGCUCAUCCGCCCGAGCUGUACCUACCGCGACGCGGUCACCAUGGAGAUGGUGCGGGUGGGAGGCGACCCGGUGACGCUGCUCCGCGCGGCGAACCCUGCGAACGCGGGGAUGUCCCUGCGUGUGGAGCGCGAGUGGCACCGCGUCCACGCCACCGAGGACAUAGCCGCGGCGCAGACCGCCGCGGAGGAGUACGACUACGCGCGCGCGGCUUCGAUCCUGGAGGCCCGCCGCCUGCUGCUGGAGUCGUGCGCGUCGCUGUCCUCGGACCAGCAAACGCAGGCGCUGGUGGCCGAGCUGCGGGAGAUGCAGGAGCGCGUGCUGAACGCGGAGCUGUACGAGGGGUCUGGCCGCGCCUACCUCCUGUCCGGGCUGAGCUCCCACUCGUGGCAGCGUGCCACGGCUCGUGGCGACUCGACUGAGCUCACGGGCCUCGUCCACAGCUACCAGACGCCGUUCAUGAUCGACAUGCUCAACAGGUCGCAGGCGCUCCAGCCGGAGGUAGCGGAGGCGCUGAGCCGGUCCCCGACGAUCGCGUCGUCGCGCAGCUCGGCCCCAACUCCCGCCCCUGCCUCCUCCGGCUCGCCGUGGACGCGACGCGGGCUUCGGUCGUUCAGGCCGGCAAAGUCUUUCACCGGGCUGUCAUUGUGAGUGCAGGACUGCAGGUUCGCUGAUUCCAUUCACAAUGCAUGCAAACUGGCAUCUUGCAGUAGCAGUAGCUAGGAGGAGCGCGGAAGAAAACUAUCACCAUUGAUCCGUUUCUUCGAUACUCUAUUGUCGUAGAGAGGAUUUGGUAUUACUGGUUUGUACUGCUGUUUGUCCGUGGAUUAAUCCUGAGACAUGUUGUUUGACCAUCGAUUCGGGUGUUUUUGUUCUAUAAACGUUUGUGCUGUUUGUCGAUUGUUUUUUCCAUAUAGUAGCUGUUUGGCCUC